Messenger RNA from Xylona heveae TC161, 1903 nucleotides. RefSeq lists its product as hypothetical. The coding region runs from base 180 to 1562 and encodes 460 amino acids. NCBI's taxonomy places the organism in Eukaryota, Fungi, Ascomycota, Xylonomycetes, Xylonales, Xylonaceae. The transcript is spliced from 2 exons. The record is from RefSeq and is a predicted model, not a curated record.
CCACGCUGCCCUUCAGCGUGCGAUUGCCCAAGGAAUUCAUCUACAACUCCUAUGAAAUUCGGAGAUUCAUCUUCUACGCUGGUUUUACUUUGCCUGAAUUCCGCUGUCUGCGAGCAUUCAUAUAAGUGAUCCGCCUCAAUCGCUGCCUUCUCGACUGGACGACUUCGCCCCGAUCCACUAUGGCGGCUGCCGAUGUCGCUGCCGGACACCAUGAUCGGCCAUCUCGUCGAAGACCGUUCUCGGCAUGGAUGAGACGACUUACAAAUCUCAAGGGACUCUCGUCGGAAUCGAAUAACCACGGGUCUUCGAAACGCCAUAACGCGGACUCUGUAUCAAAAUCCAAAAAGAUCGCAACCAAGAAUAACCCUUAUCCUUCGUCUGCGCUGCCACCGCCGCCUCCUGAGACCCCAGCGUCGAGUGGAAAUGGCCAUUUAUCCUUCUUGCCCGACCCGCCCCGUCCGGGAGAUAGUGUUCCUUCUCUGGAGCAGCGUAGCCAUAAAUCCGAUCAUGAUUCCGGCGAUUAUGGUCCCCAAGCUCCAAUGGCAAGCAACAGAUCAGCCGCACCCACCCUGGCCACGAAUCCAGAUACCGUCAACUCAGAUGCUGCAUACUCAAAAGCCGGUACCACAGGCACUGGCUUGAACGGGGGUGGCGGUGGAAGCACCUUCUCGUCCCCAGCGCCAUCAGUACGGUCCCUGACAACGACUCUGACAACCAUACAAUCUACUGCUCCUUCGACCCUUUUGCCAGGUGGAGGUAACACUCCAUCUACCAACACAACUGCUACGGGGCAGCAGCAGAAUAACCAUUCCUAUCAUCAACACACUCCCAGCAAUCAGAAUCAAUCUCAUACCCAAUUUACCCACCAGUUCCCCACGCAGCCGGUGACUGCGAUCCCCGCGCACCUUGCUCCUCAGGUCGGCGGCGGCCAUCCGAGCACCUAUACUACUGCUACCGCCAACAAUCUCUUGACCGACAAUGCAUCAGUUUUGACGCUUGCCUCUUCAACUAAACGUAGACGUCGCCACUCGCUCGAUACAGAUGCCUCUGUGCGUGCUCUGGCUCCCUCUUCGCUCUGGGGAGGCAGUCGCGAGUCUCUCCCCCUGAGCGUCCUCAGUGGUAACGUGGCAGACUCGAGCGGCCCGGGCGGCGCCACGCCGAGCGGCAUCUAUCAACCAAGACCAAGUCUUGGCGGAGUUGCCAGCGCUGAACGAGCCAGCGUUUACUCUUCCUCUGGUGUCGUUGCACCACAACUAACUGGUGACCGCAGCAGUUACUAUGGAGGCAAGCAGGGUACGGUUGGAGGUGACGGUGCAAGCAUGCGGAGCGGUAUCCUUGAGCACGGUCGGAACGAUAGUGUAUCAGGUAGCAUAAGUGGUAUUGGCGGAGGAGGGGUGUCUUCAGCCAGUCCAGCAACACCUGCUCCCAGAGAUGUCGGUGCCUCUGCGACUGGCCGAUUGAGCCGAAGAAGCUCGAACUGGGGAGAAGUCAGCGAAGCCAACAGUGAGGCGGGCGAAGACCCUGAAUCCAAGCCUAGAGAAUCCGAAAAGAAAGCCGAAUGAUGGAUUCCACGCCCUCGGGAAUUUAGACUGCUUCUUCUUUUUAGACAGCAAUUCCCUCAUUGUGCACUUCACACAAUACAAAAGGCGAAAGACAGUUUGUUACUGUUUUUCCUUUUGUUCCUUGUAAUCAUUUCCCCUACCCUUUACAGCUUGCUCGGAAACUUCGUGGGGGGACCUAUUUGUUCUUAUGAAUCGUACUAACUGGCGCCCCUCCCUUUUUUCCCCCUUCUUCUCGAAACCUAAAUUUUAUUUUCGUUUUAACCUCGUCUCUACUCCCCCUUCUCUUCUCUUUUAUACCCCAGCAACGCUCCAAACCUACCUUAUCUUGUUAGACAUUUAAA